UGGCGAUGUCUGUCUUCUAGUACAAUAGGUCAAUUUAUCUCUAUUAUAUUUCCUGCUGAGCAGUGUAUUGAGGCAGGUCUGUCCAACAAGCAUUGCCGGCAAUUUUGAAUGAAAAUGGCUCAAUACUCCUGGUGAUAUCUCCAAGGUAACCAGUACUCCAGGGGAAUGGAUCGGUGACAUUAAAAGCCGAGCACCGCUACCAAUGGCAGGCAGACGAGUCCUCGACGUCUCCAAGCUCGUCUCCGCGACCCGACACAUCGCGAAAGCUCACCUCGACCUCCGGAGUCGCCAAUAUGACGUAUUCGCAAAGACAUCCACCCUCGCCAAGGCCGCGAAGAACCAGACGGAUCGAGUCACUGUGACUCUCAGUGCCGCCAUCGCGAUCGCACAGCGACUGGCAGAAGAGCCAAUCAACAGCGGGACAACGGGUCCGCAGACACACGGGACGGAUGGAAGUGCGAGUCCGCGAGGGCAGGCUUCGACAGGCGAGCGACCGAAAGAUGCCUCGGGGAUAAAUCAAGACCAUCAUUACCAGCCGUCGGAGAAGAAUGCAGCGUUCGAACCGGCACCGAUUUCGGAUCUCAAGCCGUCGCAGGAACAGGCUGGUAGACAUGCACUUCCAGACGGGACAAUUCCGUCAGAAGGGUUGGAUGCAAGGGAAGAGACGGCAGGAUAUGACACGUAUGGUCGAAUUCCAGCUACAGAGACUGCAAAAUCUCCACUGGAGGACCAACGGACCAAGGUGGUCAUACCGCAACGAAGUUCUGCUGUACAAAGAUCGGAGGAUGGGUCUAUCAACGCCGACACAUUCGGUACCGCGAGUGCAGAUACGCAGAAAGCUGUGCUGGAGGAUACUGCAGCUGAAGAGAUACCAGAAGGCAUCGACAUCAAUGUCUUCCGUACGACGCGAGGAAAGACGCUCCUUGGUUCCUCGAAACCAUCUCAAGAACCGAAAUCUACAGCCACGCAAAUAGACGCAGCACCCGAUGACAUUCAGCAGCUCGCCAAAGCUAUCGCGGAGGACCCCAUCGCGGAGGACCCCAUCACCCAACCCUCCACCACCCCCCAACCA
Eremomyces bilateralis CBS 781.70 is the source of this 1072-nucleotide messenger RNA. RefSeq lists its product as uncharacterized. NCBI's taxonomy places the organism in Eukaryota, Fungi, Ascomycota, Dothideomycetes, Eremomycetales, Eremomycetaceae. The annotation marks the transcript as partial. The record is from RefSeq and is a predicted model, not a curated record. The transcript has 2 exons.